This is a messenger RNA of Pseudomyrmex gracilis, 504 nucleotides long. RefSeq lists its product as uncharacterized. NCBI's taxonomy places the organism in Eukaryota, Metazoa, Arthropoda, Insecta, Hymenoptera, Formicidae. The record is from RefSeq and is a predicted model, not a curated record. The coding region runs from base 1 to 504 and encodes 167 amino acids. The transcript is spliced from 2 exons.
AUGGCAGAACAUCUAGCUACAAAUGCCGUGGCAACGGUGGAGGCGCGCAUGAUGGACUUAGGGCUGACCCUGGCCCCAACAAAAACACAGAUUGUGGUCUUUCGACCAAAAGGCCAGCGAAGGGAGCCUGCAAAAGUGUUAGUUGGCAAGACCUGGAUUACUUCAGAGCCCACAAUAAAGUACCUAGGAUUAGCUGCCCAAGUAAUCACCGGCCAUGGCGGUUUCAACGCCUUCUUGUACGGUAUAAAAAAAGCUGAGUAUCCUUACUGCGACCACUGUGGGAGCGAUGAGGACUCGGCUCAACAUACCCUUGCUGCAUGUCCAGCAUGGGUGCGGGAACGAUUGGCCCUCGUUAGCGUGAUCGGACCGGACUUGUCCUUGGCCUCGAUCAUCGAGCGGUCUGUUAAUGAUCAGAAGAGUUGGCUUGCCUUCCUCGCGUUUUGCGAGGCGGUGAUGUUGACUAAAGAAGAAGCGGAGAGAAUCUGCCAAGGCCAGAGACGAUAG